AUGAUGGCCAUCGAUCGUUGGGUGCCUACGGUGAGAAGCGAUUUCCCGACCACAAUUCCUUUUUGGGUUAAGAUCAUGGAUCUACCUGCCCAAUAUCGAGAAGAUGAACAAGUGGAGAGCAUUGGCAAGGACCUAGGUGAGCUCCUGAACUGGAAGAUUAUCGUUCCUUUUCCUAUGGUUCGUGUUGAGGAAACGGACGUUGCAAGAGAGGUGUAUGCACAAAAUGAGAAAUGGGAUAAGGUGGAAAAGGCCGCGGCGGUGACCCAAAAGCCAGCGGCGGCGACUGAGCAAAAAUCAGAGGUGAGGGUUCGGGUGAUGGAGGAAAACAAGCGACAAUUGCUUGAGCCGGUGGUAGGUGGGCCGGCACAUGUAAACAAGGGGGAUGGGCCAUCCAAAAUUCAUAAGGGAGAUGGGCCUUUGUGUCAAGCCCACAAAGAAUCUCCCAUGGACCAGACUAUUUAUUUAGAGGCCCAUGAUGUCAUUUCUCCACUUAAAGAAAUUCUGGUGGGAGCCCAGAAAGAGCAACAGGGGGUGCCACGGGGUGGGCCUCGGAAUUUGUCAAAAGGGCCUAGAAGAAUUGAACAAAGAAUCAGUAAGGCCCUUGAAGUCAAGAAGAAAAUUGCACAAAGCCCGUUACGGGGUAGUCAUAUCCAUAAACAUGCGUCCUUAGCAAAAGACGACCCCGGUACGAGAGACUCAGCUUUGCAUAGUGUGUUACUUCCGUCCUCCUUGAAGACAGGCCCCAACAAGAGGCGACUUCGAAAAAAUUCAAAGACUCGGUGGUUAAAGGCAAACCACCAUCAGACGCUUAAAUGA
Molecule: messenger RNA, 816 nt
Organism: Arabis nemorensis
Lineage: Eukaryota; Viridiplantae; Streptophyta; Magnoliopsida; Brassicales; Brassicaceae
Source: the annotation of a GenBank genome assembly